AUGUUUUAUGGUAACACUUUAGCAUUACUUGUUGACUGUUUGGAAAUUAUGGAGAAGGGGAGUAGGAUAACGGUUAUCUACAGGAUUUAUCCAUGGAGAAAUGAAACCUACAAAGAAGUUCUGUGUGAUAUGUACACCAUGGGAGGCGGGUGGACGGUUUUUCAAAAGCGGAUUGAUGGAUCUGUGUCGUUCUCCAGGAACUGGGCGGAAUAUCGUCAUGGUUUCGGGAAUGCCUCAACUGAAUAUUGGUUAGGAAAUGAUGCAUUAAAUGCAUUGACGUCGAACUCAUCUUCCCUGUACGUUAAAUUACAACAUAGAAAUGGACGCCAUUACUUCCAAUAUUACUCAGGCUUCCGGAUCACUGGCGCUGGUGAUGAUUAUAGGUUACGUCUGGGACCUUUUACCAACGGAACGGCAGGACACAGUACGGAAUCUAUCAAUAAUCAAACGUUUAAGACCCCGGAUCACUCUCCCCCAAUACGUUGUUUCCGUGAUUAUACAGAGGGUGGUUGGUGGUUUAAAAAAUGUCACUCAGCCUACUUAAAUGGAGUGUAUGGGUCAAGUAAAUGGCUGAAUCCUUGGAGUGGAGCAAUACGAUCUGGCACAGACUUUGCUUCAUCACAAAUGAUGACCAGAAGAAACAAAUAGUACAUUUUUGCGACUAUAAUGACAAGAUAUUGUAUCACUCUCAUAUCAAGUCUAUUUGUUUUGAUUAAAAAUGUAUGCUCUUUAUA
Messenger RNA from Saccostrea echinata, 734 nucleotides. RefSeq names its product ficolin-2-like. Bases 1 to 648 code for a protein of 215 amino acids. The transcript has 4 exons. Lineage: Eukaryota; Metazoa; Mollusca; Bivalvia; Ostreida; Ostreidae. The record is from RefSeq and is a predicted model, not a curated record.